Messenger RNA from Mucor velutinosus, 1503 nucleotides. RefSeq lists its product as uncharacterized. The transcript has 2 exons. Bases 1 to 1503 code for a protein of 500 amino acids. NCBI's taxonomy places the organism in Eukaryota, Fungi, Mucoromycota, Mucoromycetes, Mucorales, Mucoraceae. The record is from RefSeq and is a predicted model, not a curated record.
AUGCCUUCUAAAGACGCUUCAUUUUACUCGACUAAAGUAGAAAAAGAGCCAACUGAUCUCCCUCCUCCAUACACACCCUCCGAUACAGCAUCGCAGGCAUCUUCAUCGGCUGGCUGCCAAACAUCAAAUCAGUAUCACCAAGCAUCUUCAUCCUCGUCUGGCGCUAGAGCGUCAUACAACCCACCUCCACCACCUGAUUAUGAUACGAUUCAUGAACAACAUGGCUUCCUUGGAAACAACAACAACGCUAGCAGUAGCCACUCUUUUGAUCGAAAAGGCAAAACACCCAGCUAUAGUCCCAACAAUAUGUCAGCAUUUGGUGUAGAUUUCAGCAAUGGGCCCAUUGGUAGUGUUAUCGGCAUGGCCAACAACCUCGUGGGAUUUGCUACGAAUCAUGCACUGGGUGUAGCAUCCUCAGCUACAGGUGCUGCUCUUGGUACUGCCGGAGCUGCUACUGGCAUGGCUUCUCAAUCUGCUCAUGCGGCUUCUGAUAUGGCAGCCAAUUCUGCUCGUGCUGCCUCCAACUCUGCUUUCUCUGCCAUGGGAUUGGUGGAAGACUUUGUCAAUUCCAGACUGGAUAGGAGAGAUGAACGUAUGAGGGCCAAGAGUUUUCGUAAAGAGCAGAGAUGCGAAAGAAGAGAAAUAAAGAAGGAGGAACGUGAAGCUAAAAAAUGCGAACGAAGAGAAUCGAGACAGGAACGCAAAGCUCAGAGAGGAUGGGGAAGCAGUGAUUGUGGCAGCAAUGGUCACCCGCAGUACGCUUUUUCUUCAUCGUCAUCUUGUUCUUCGCGGUUGUCCAUGCAAGAGUCAAAGAAGCUUAUUAUGAAGGAAUCCAACAAGCCGCUGCAACUUGAUCACAGCUGGUCUGGUGAAGAGUGUUCUUUAGAAACGUCUAAUGGCCAUCUGAAUGUUCGUGGAUCACUUACUGCAUCUGACAAGAUCAGCCUGCAAUCCUCCAAUGCCAAUAUUACAGUCGAAGGUCAAUUGGCAGCAAAGAAUAGCAUCUCUGUAAAGACCAGCAACGGCGUGUUUCUAUUGCAGGGUCCUUCCAUCAGCACAAAGGAACUCAAGAUUGCAACCAGCAAUGCCCCUCUCCAUUACACUAGUUUCAUUGAAGCCAAGCGUAUGGAACUCAAAACCAAGAAUGCGCCUAUUCUUCUUAGCACUGUCAGUGUAGGGUCUGAAAUGUAUGCCAAAACCAUCAAUGCGUCCGUCGAAAUCCACAUCAAUGACAUUGUGAGUGAUUCUGCCAUCAUUGAAAUCGAGUCCACCAAUGCGCCUGUGAAUGUCCAUUUGCCAAGCACAUUUUCUGGAUUCUUCUCAGUCAAGACCAGCUCCAGCGCUGUAGCCACUGUUGUAACCAAGAAUAACGAGAGUUGCGAAUUGAAAUUUGAGACAGAUGAACACAGCAAAAAGGAAGGAAGAUGCAAGAAUUUCGGUAACAAGGCCAACAUCGAGGUAAUCAUCAAGACCUCCAACGCACCUGCAACACUGUUCAUCUAA